This is a messenger RNA of Penicillium arizonense, 1107 nucleotides long. RefSeq lists its product as uncharacterized. Gene Ontology annotation, molecular function: GTP binding; GTPase activity. Lineage: Eukaryota; Fungi; Ascomycota; Eurotiomycetes; Eurotiales; Aspergillaceae. Gene Ontology annotation, biological process: cytoplasmic translation. The coding region runs from base 1 to 1107 and encodes 368 amino acids. Gene Ontology annotation, cellular component: cytoplasm. The transcript is spliced from 10 exons. The record is from RefSeq and is a predicted model, not a curated record.
AUGGUGAACAUCACAGAGAAGAUCAAGGAGAUUGAGGAUGAGAUGCGUCGGACGCAGAAGAACAAGGCCACAGAAUACCAUCUGGGUCUAUUGAAAGGAAAACUUGCCCGUCUAAGAGCCCAGCUCCUGGAGCCAGCAGCCGGUGCCGGCUCUGGCGGUGGCAUGGGAUUCGAUGUCAGCAAGAGCGGUGAUGCACGUGUAGCUCUUGUCGGCUUUCCCUCCGUCGGAAAGUCCACGUUCUUGUCCAAGAUCACCAAGACAAAGAGUGAGGCUGCCGCCUACUCUUUCACCACGCUGACAGCUAUCCCCGGUGUGCUGGAGUACGGCGGUGCCGAGAUCCAGAUUCUGGAUUUGCCCGGUAUCAUCGAAGGUGCCUCGGAGGGCAAGGGACGUGGUCGACAGGUUAUCUCUGCUGCGAAGACUAGUGACUUGAUUCUGAUGAUUCUGGAUGCUACAAAGCGUGCCGAACAGCGAGCCCUGCUCGAGGCUGAGUUGGAUGCCGUGGGCAUUCGGCUGAACAAGGAGCCACCUAAUAUCUACCUGAAAGCCAAGAAGGCCGGCGGCAUGAAGAUCACUUUCUCAACACCCCCAAAGAACCUAGACGAAAAGAUGAUUUACAAUGUGCUCCGCGAUUACAAGAUCCUCAACUGUGAAGUGUUGGUGCGAGAUGAGAAUGCUACUAUCGACGACUUUAUCGACGUGAUCAUGAAGGAUCACCGCAAGUACAUCCGCUGUCUCUACGUCUACAACAAGGUCGAUAGUAUCGGUCUCGAAUUCCUCGACGCCCUCGCCCGCGAACCUUACACAGCCGUGAUGAGUUGUGAACUGGAUCUAGGCGUGCAAGAUGUUGUCGAGCGGAUCUGGAAAGAACUGAGAUUGAUGCGUCUCUACACAAAAAAGAAGGGCGAAGAACCAAACUUCGACGAGGCACUCAUCGUCCGCAGAGACUCCACUAUCGAAGAUGUGUGUGACCAGAUCCAUCGCACGAUCAAGGAAACGUUCAAGUAUGCGAUGGUAUGGGGAGCCAGUGCGAGACAUGUGCCGCAGCGAGUGGGAUUGGGACACAUGGUAGCAGACGAGGAUGUGAUAUCGAUCGUGGCGAAGUAA